This is a messenger RNA of Drosophila yakuba, 1534 nucleotides long. RefSeq lists its product as uncharacterized. Gene Ontology annotation, biological process: defense response to bacterium. Gene Ontology annotation, cellular component: extracellular region. Bases 55 to 1458 code for a protein of 467 amino acids. The record is from RefSeq and is a predicted model, not a curated record. NCBI's taxonomy places the organism in Eukaryota, Metazoa, Arthropoda, Insecta, Diptera, Drosophilidae. The transcript is spliced from 4 exons.
CAGAGCAUUGGCCACCUUGGACAUCAGUCAGCUCCACCAAUCCAGUCCAGCAACAUGCACAAGACAAGCAUCCUAAUCGUGGCCCUCGUGGCACUUUUCGCCAUCACAGAAGCAGUUCCUCCAUUUCCCACCACAGGUCCCAUUCGGAUCCGCCGCCAAGUGCUCGGAGGUUCCUUAGCCUCCAACCCAGCUGGUGGAGCUGAUGCUCGCUUGGAUCUCUCCAAGGGCAUUGGCAAUCCCAACCACAAUGUGGUGGGCCAGGUUUUCGCCGCUGGAAACACUCAAAACGGUCCAGUCACAACUGGCGGAACUUUGGCCUACAACAAUGCUGGCCAUGGUGCUUCUUUGACCAGGACACACACGCCCGGAGUGAAGGAUGUCUUCCAGCAGGAGGCGCACGCCAAUCUAUUCAACAAUGGCAGGCACAACCUGGAUGCCAAGGUGUUCGCCUCCCAAAACAAACUGGCCAAUGGCUUCGAGUUCCAGCGUAAUGGCGCUGGUCUGGAUUACUCCCACAUCAACGGACAUGGUGCCUCCCUGACACACAGCAACUUCCCAGGAAUCGGCCAGCAACUCGGUCUAGAGGGACGUGGUAACCUGUGGUCCUCGGCGGAUCGGGCAACCCGUUUGGAUCUGACUGGAUCGGCCAGCAAGUGGACAAGUGGACCGUUCGCUAACCAGAAGCCCAACUUUGGUGCUGGCCUGGGGCUAUCCCAUCAUUUCGGCAAGCGGAUCAUCAGCCACCUUGGACAUCAGUCAGCUCCAGCAAUCCAGUCCAGCAACAUGCACAAGACAAGCAUCCUAAUCGUGGCCCUCGUGGCACUUUUCGCCAUCACAGAAGCUGUUCCUCCAUUUCCCACCACAGGUCCCAUUCGGAUCCGCCGCCAAGUGCUCGGAGGUUCCUUAGCCUCCAACCCAGCUGGUGGAGCUGAUGCUCGCUUGGAUCUCUCCAAGGGCAUUGGCAAUCCCAACCACAAUGUGGUGGGCCAGGUUUUCGCCGCUGGAAACACUCAAAACGGUCCAGUCACAACUGGCGGAACUUUGGCCUACAACAAUGCUGGCCAUGGUGCUUCUUUGACCAGGACACACACCCCCGGAGUGAAGGAUGUCUUCCAGCAGGAGGCCCACGCCAAUCUAUUCAACAAUGGCAGGCACAACCUGGAUGCCAAGGUGUUCGCCUCCCAGAACAAACUGGCCAAUGGCUUCGAGUUCCAACGUAAUGGCGCUGGUCUGGAUUACUCCCACAUCAACGGACAUGGUGCCUCCCUGACGCACAGCAACUUCCCAGGAAUCGGCCAGCAACUCGGUCUAGAGGGACGUGGUAACCUGUGGUCCUCGGCGGAUCGGGCCACCCGUUUGGAUCUGACUGGAUCGGCCAGCAAGUGGACAAGUGGACCGUUUGCCAACCAGAAGCCCAACUUUGGUGCUGGACUGGGACUUUCGCACCACUUCGGCUAAAUGUUAAUCUGCUAUAGGUGUAGAAACUAAUUUAUUUAAAUCAAAAUAAUAAACGAAUAACAUAAUGAUAAAACCA